CCUUAAACCCCCGUUCUUUCCUACUCCUCCUCCGUCUGUUUCUCCUCUCCCUUCUCCCAUGGCGGCCUCCAAAUCCCUUUUCUUCUUCCUCGCCCUCGCCGCAGCCACCGCCGUCUCCGCCCACAAUAUUACCGACAUUCUUAAGGAUUUCCCGGAGUAUAGCGAUUACAGCAACUACCUGCAGCAGACCAGACUCGCCGACGAGAUUAACAGCCGGCAGACUAUCACCAUCCUCGUUGUCUCCAAUGGCGCUCUCUCCUCCGUUGUGGCCAAACAUCCUCUCUCCGUCAUCAAAAACUUCCUCAGUCUCCACAUUGUCCUGGACUACUACGAUCCUGCCAAACUCCACAAGAUCUCCAACGGAACCACUCUCUCGACCACGCUCUACCAGACAACUGGCCACGCGCCUGGAAAUCUAGGUUUCGUGAACAUUACCGAUCUCCAGGGCGGUAAGGUCGCAUUCGGCUCCGCUGCGCCUGGAUCUAAACUCGAUUCGAGUUACACGAAGUCGGUUAAGCAGAUUCCUUACAACAUUUCGGUUAUUGAGAUCAGUGCGCCGAUCAUCGCGCCGGGGAUUUUGACGGCUCCGGCUCCAUCGGCUUCCGAUGUUAACAUCACGGCUUUGCUCGAGAAAGCCGGAUGUAAGACGUUUGCGUCGCUGCUUGUUUCGAAUGGUGUGAUCAAGACUUACGAAUCGGCGGUUGAGAAAGGAUUGACCAUAUUUGCGCCAAACGACGAAGCGUUCAAGGCAGACGGAGUUCCAGAUCUGAGUAAACUCACGAAUGCUGAAGUUGUUUCGCUUCUUCUAUACCAUGCUCUGGCCGCUUACUCUCCCAUCGGCGCCUUGAAGACGACCAAGGAUCCAAUCGACACUCUGGCUACUAGCGGUGCCGGCAAGUUCGACAUUACGACGACUACGGCUGGAGAUGCGGUUACUCUCCAUACAGGAGUUGGAUCCUCGAGAAUCGCCGAUACAGUCCUCGACGCGACUCCGCUCGCUAUUUUCAGCGUCGAUAGUCUGUUACUUCCUUCGGAGUUGUUCGGAAAGUCUCCUUCGCCUGCGCCAGCACCUGAACCUGUGAGCUCUCCUACCCCGACGCCGUCUCUGGCUCCAAGUCCGAGCCCUAGCGCGAAGGCUCCGUCUCCGUUCGCCGCGUCCCCGCCUGCUCCUCCUUCCGAGACGCCGGAAGGUUCGCCGGCCAAUGCACCUAGCGCUGAGGCGCAAACCAGUACUCCUGGAAGCUCCGCCGUUCACGUGAAAGCUUCCGCCGUUGUCGUUGUCGCCGCCGUUGCUACCACCAUGUUUUCCUCUCUACUCUUGUCCUAAAUCGUAAUUCUCCUCUAGCAUCAGUCUCUUCGUUUAUUUUAUUUUUGUACUUUUUUUUUUUUU
Cucurbita pepo subsp. pepo (vegetable marrow) is the source of this 1390-nucleotide messenger RNA. RefSeq names its product fasciclin-like arabinogalactan protein 8. Gene Ontology annotation, cellular component: plasma membrane. NCBI's taxonomy places the organism in Eukaryota, Viridiplantae, Streptophyta, Magnoliopsida, Cucurbitales, Cucurbitaceae. The record is from RefSeq and is a predicted model, not a curated record.